AGAGAAUGCUUAAUGGCGAAGCUUUCUCCAGCCUCUUAUUGCCCGUCACUUUGUAUAUAUAUCUCUAUCCAUCUAUAAAUUAUCUAUAUACAAGCAUAGAAGAGAGUUAGAGAGAGGAGAGAGAGAAACAAGAUGGCGAAUUUCUUUUUGUUGCCUGAGGAUUUGAUUGCGAAAGUGUUGUCGCUGACUAGUCCUCCAGAUGUGGGCAGACUCACCCUGGUGGCCUCCACCGUGAGAUCCGUCGCCGAUUCCGACGCUGUUUGGGAGACGUUGUUGCAGAAGCACUAUCACGGCGUGGUUUCACAAGCUCAGCUGAUUUUAUCGUCCAAGAAACAGCUCUAUUUUAAACUAUGUCCUCUCCUGAUCUCAGGAGGGAAAAAGAGCUUUUGGUUGGAUAAAUGGAGUGGAAAGAAAUGUUACAUGUUAGCUGCAAGAGACCUCAGCAUUAUAUGGGGUGAUACGCCAAGGUUUUGGAAAUGGGAUUUUCUACAAGAGUCCAGGUUUACAGAAGUGGCUGAGCUUGUGAACGUGUGUUGGCUUGAAAUCCGUGGCAAGAUAGAUACUCGCAUGCUGUCUCCGGACACAACCUAUGCAGCUCAUCUAGUGUUCAAGUUGACACCAGAAAUGUACGGAUUUGAACACCGGCCGGUAGAGGGUUGGGUAGGAGUUGGUGGGCGUGGAGGUGAAACAAGAACUGUCUAUUUGGAUCCCCUUGGAGAAAACAGUGACCAGUAUCCUAAGGAAAGAGAAGACGGGUGGUUCGAGAUUGAACUUGGUGAGUUUUUUAACAGGAGUGGAGAAGAUGGGAAACUGGAAGUGUGCUUACAGGAGCUGAAGAGUGGCAUGUGGAAGGGUGGCCUAAUCGUAGAAGGAAUCGAGAUUAGGCCGAAAGAGAAUAAUUGAAGAGUCUGAAGCAAGAUCUUCUUUAAACACACAUCUGUGCAUAAUCCAUCUGCAUUUCUCCUUGUUUGCAGCUUUUUUGGUCAGUUAAUGAAGUUUACCUUUGCCCAGUAGAAAAGUUUGAGUAGCUGUAUUAGUGUUGUAGUGAGUGUAUGGUAUUUCUUGUAAAUAGCUGUUCUGUUAAUGACUGCUGUUUCUAUAAAAUAAAAUCCAAAUCGGUUAAGGCAA
Messenger RNA from Cornus florida, 1128 nucleotides. Its product is annotated as F-box protein At2g02240-like. Gene Ontology annotation, molecular function: protein binding. The transcript is spliced from 3 exons. Lineage: Eukaryota; Viridiplantae; Streptophyta; Magnoliopsida; Cornales; Cornaceae. The record is from RefSeq and is a predicted model, not a curated record. The coding region runs from base 133 to 903 and encodes 256 amino acids.